AUGAACCCCGCCGAAGGGGCAGCGGAGGAAGGAGCGGUCCCCGACUCGGAGGUGGACGCCUUUUUCCGAACAGGAUCUUUCCGCAAUGACGGCUUGAAAGCUGCUGAUGUCCUUCCCAUACUAAAGGAAAAGGUGGCCUUUGUUUCAGGCGGCCGUGAUAAACGAGGAGGUCCCAUCCUGACUUUUCCAGCACGCAGCAAUCAUGACAGAAUAAGGCAGGAAGAUCUUCGGAAACUUGUGACUUACUUGGCUAGCGUACCAAGUGAAGAUGUCUGCAAACGUGGUUUCACGGUCAUCAUUGAUAUGAGAGGCUCUAAGUGGGAUCUGAUCAAACCUCUCCUGAAGACUCUUCAGGAGGCUUUUCCUGCAGAAAUUCAUGUUGCCCUGAUAAUCAAGCCUGAUAACUUUUGGCAAAAGCAGAAGACAAAUUUUGGAAGUUCAAAAUUUAUCUUUGAGACAAGCAUGGUCUCCGUUGAAGGUUUAACAAAACUGGUUGAUCCCUCCCAACUAACAGAAGAGUUUGAAGGAACUCUGGAUUACAAUCAUGAUGAAUGGAUAGAAUUGAGAGUUUCCUUGGAAGAAUUUUUCAAUAGUGCCAUACAUUUAUUAUCCAGGCUGGAGGACCUUCAGGAAAUGCUGGCUAGGAAGGAAUUUCCAGUGGAUGUGGAGGGUUCAAGAAGACUAAUAGACGAACAUACUCAGCUCAAGAAGAAAGUAAUCAAAGCUCCAGUGGAAGAAUUGGACCGUGAGGGUCAACGAUUAUUACAAUGCAUAAGAUGCAGUGAUGGUUUCUCUGGUAGGAACUGCAUUCCUGGCAGUGCAGAUUUCCAAAGUCUUGUGCCAAAGAUUACCAGUCUUCUAGAUAAGCUGCAUUCAACACGACAGCACUUGCAUCAGAUGUGGCAUGUCCGUAAACUGAAACUAGAUCAGUGUUUUCAACUUCGACUUUUUGAACAAGAUGCAGAAAAGAUGUUUGAUUGGAUCAGCCAUAACAAAGAGUUGUUCCUGCAGAGUCACACUGAAAUUGGAGUGAGCUAUCAACAUGCCCUUGAUUUACAAACACAACAUAAUCAUUUUGCUAUGAAUUCCAUGAAUGCCUAUGUGAAUAUCAAUCGCAUCAUGUCGGUUGCAUCCAGGCUUUCAGAGGCUGGCCAUUAUGCAUCUCAACAAAUUAAGCAGAUUUCCACACAGCUAGAUCAAGAGUGGAAGAGCUUUGCUGCAGCACUGGAUGAGCGUAGCACUAUACUGGCCAUGUCUGCUGUGUUUCACCAGAAGGCCGAACAGUUUCUGUCUGGUGUAGAUGCCUGGUGCAAAAUGUGCAGUGAAGGAGGUCUCCCCUCUGAAAUGCAAAACCUGGAAUUGGCCAUCCAUCAUCAUCAGUCCCUUUAUGAACAGGUCACUCAGGCUUACACUGAGGUAAGUCAGGAUGGCAAAGCUUUACUGGAUGUCCUGCAACGUCCCUUGAGUCCUGGAAACUCAGAAUCCCUCACGGCUACAGCGAAUUAUUCCAAGGCUGUUCACCAAGUUUUGGAUGUGGUCCACGAGGUCUUACAUCACCAGCGGCGCUUGGAGAGCAUCUGGCAACACAGGAAAGUUCGGUUACAUCAGCGGCUUCAACUUUGUGUUUUCCAGCAAGAUGUUCAACAGGUCCUGGACUGGAUUGAAAACCAUGGGGAGGCCUUUCUUAGUAAACACACUGGAGUGGGAAAGUCUCUUCACAGAGCACGAGCUCUUCAGAAAAGGCAUGAUGAUUUUGAAGAAGUAGCACAGAAUACCUACACUAAUGCAGACAAGCUACUGGAAGCAGCAGAGCAACUGGCCCAGACUGGGGAAUGUGAUCCUGAAGAGAUUUACAAAGCAGCACGGCAUCUAGAAGUCCGGAUUCAGGACUUCGUUAGGAGAGUGGAACAGAGGAAACUUCUUUUGGAUAUGUCUGUCUCCUUCCACACUCAUACCAAAGAGCUGUGGACAUGGAUGGAAGACCUGCAGAAGGAGCUCUUGGAAGACGUCUGUGCUGACUCUGUAGAUGCCGUUCAGGAACUCAUAAAGCAGUUCCAGCAGCAGCAAACAGCUACUCUGGAUGCCACUCUCAAUGUCAUCAAAGAAGGGGAAGAUCUAAUCCAGCAGCUCAGAGAUUCGGCGGUCUCUAACAAUAAAACACCACAUAAUAGUUCCAUCAGCCACAUUGAGUCUGUCCUCCAACAGCUUGAUGAAGCUCAGGUACAGAUGGAGGAGCUCUUCCAUGAAAGGAAAAUUAAGCUGGAUAUUUUUCUUCAGCUCCGGAUUUUUGAACAGUACACUAUUGAGGUGACCGCUGAAUUAGAUGCCUGGAAUGAGGAUUUACUGCGUCAAAUGAAUGAUUUCAACACCGAGGAUCUCACUUUGGCUGAACAACGGCUGCAGCGGCAUACAGAGAGGAAGAUGGCUAUGAACAAUAUGACAUUUGAGGUCAUUCAGCAAGGGCAAGAUUUGCACCAGUACAUCAUGGAAGUGCAAGCUUCAGGCAUCGAACUGAUCUGUGAAAAGGACAUCGAUCUAGCAAUCCAAGUGCAAGAGCUGCUGGAAUUUCUUCAUGAGAAACAGCACGAAUUGGAGCUGAAUGCUGAUCAGACGCACAAACGGCUGGAGCAGUGCCUUCAGCUUCGACACCUGCAGGCAGAGGUUAAGCAGGUCCUUGGCUGGAUCCGUAAUGGAGAAUCAAUGCUCAACGCCAGUCUUGUCAAUGCAAGUUCCUUGUCAGAGGCUGAGCAGCUCCAGAGAGAGCACGAGCAGUUUCAGCUGGCCAUAGAGUCCCUCUUUCAUGCCACUUCCUUGCAGAAGACGCACCAGAGUGCUCUCCAAGUACAGCAAAAGGCAGAGGUGUUACUGCAGGCCGGCCAUUACGAUGCUGAUGCCAUCCGGGAAUGUGCGGAAAAAGUGGCCUUGCAUUGGCAGCAACUCAUGCUAAAGAUGGAGGACCGGCUAAAACUGGUCAAUGCCUCUGUUGCUUUCUAUAAAACUUCAGAGCAGGUUUGCAGUGUGCUGGAGAGUUUGGAGCAAGAAUAUCGAAGAGAUGAAGACUGGUGUGGAGGUCGGGAUAAGCUGGGACCAUCCUCUGAGAUAGAUCAUGUUAUUCCCUUAAUCAGCAAACAUCUGGAACAGAAAGAAGCCUUUCUCAAGGCAUGCACACUAGCACGAAGGAAUGCAGAAGUGUUUCUCAAGUACAUUCAUCGAAACAACGUCAGCAUGCCAGGAGUAGUGAGCCAUACCAGGGGUCCUGAACAGCAAGUGAAAGCCAUUCUGAGUGAGCUGCUGCAGAGGGAAAAUCGUGUUCUUCAUUUUUGGACUUUGAAGAAAAGGCGACUGGAUCAGUGUCAGCAAUAUGUAGUCUUUGAGCGCAGUGCAAAGCAGGCCUUGGAUUGGAUUCAGGAAACAGGAGAAUAUUAUCUCUCUACUCACACUUCCACUGGAGAAUCAGCAGAUGAAACACAGGAACUUUUGAAAGAAUAUGGAGAAUUCAAAGCACCUGCCAAGCAAACCAAGGAGAAAGUGAAGCUUCUCAUUCAGCUGGCCGAUAGCUUCGUGGAGAAAGGACACACACACGCCACAGAAAUUAGGAAAUGGGUUACUACGGUUGACAAGUGCUAUCGGGAUUUUUCACUGAGAAUGGGGAAGUACCGCUACACUUUGGAAAAAGCUCUUGGGAUCAAUACAGAGGAUAAUAAAGACCUGGAGCUGGACAUCAUUCCAGCAAGUCUGUCUGAUCGUGAAGUAAGGCUACGUGAUGCCAGUCAUGAAGCCAAUGAAGAAAAGAGAAAGUCAGCCAGGAAAAAAGAGUUCAUCAUGGCUGAAUUACUUCAGACAGAGAAGGCCUAUGUUAGGGACCUGCAUGAAUGUUUAGAGACCUACCUUUGGGAAAUGACAAGUGGAGUAGAGGAGAUACCACCAGGGAUUCUGAACAAGGAACACAUAAUAUUUGGAAAUAUCCAGGAGAUAUAUGACUUUCAUAACAAUAUUUUUCUGAAAGAACUGGAAAAAUACGAACAACUUCCUGAAGAUGUUGGUCACUGCUUUGUCACCUGGGCGGAUAAGUUUCAGAUGUAUGUUACCUACUGUAAAAACAAACCUGAUUCCAGCCAAUUGAUCUUAGAGCACGCAGGAACAUUCUUUGAAGAAAUUCAACAAAGGCAUGGUUUGGCCAACUCCAUUUCCUCAUAUCUGAUCAAACCUGUCCAGAGGAUUACAAAGUAUCAGCUUUUAUUAAAGGAACUUUUAACAUGCUGUGAAGAAGGAAAAGGAGAGCUCAAGGAUGGUUUGGAAGUCAUGCUCAGUGUCCCUAAGAAAGCCAAUGAUGCCAUGCAUGUAAGCAUGCUGGAAGGAUUUGAUGAAAAUUUGGAUGUUCAGGGAGAACUGAUUCUUCAGGAUUCAUUCCAAGUAUGGGAUCCCAAAUCUCUCAUCCGGAAGGGUCGUGAGAGACAUUUGUUUCUCUUUGAAAUCUCUCUAGUUUUCAGCAAAGAGAUAAAAGAUUCUACAGGACAUACUAAAUAUGUUUACAAGAACAAAUUACUGACCUCAGAACUGGGAGUAACAGAGCAUGUGGAAGGAGAUCCAUGCAAGUUUGCCUUGUGGUCUGGACGGACUCCCUCUUCGGAUAACAAAACAGUGUUAAAAGCAACCAGUAUUGAAACUAAACAAGAAUGGAUUAAAAAUAUUCGAGAAGUGAUACAAGAAAGAAUUAUACAUGUAAAAGGAGCUUUGAAAGAGCCAAUCCAGCUCCCUAAAACCCCUGCAAAACAAAGAAACAACAGUAAGAGAGAGGGAGGAGAAGAUGCUGACAGCCAAGGAGAUGGGAGUAGUCAGCCUGACACAAUUUCAAUUGCAUCCAGGACUUCUCAGAAUACAGUAGACAGUGACAAGCUGUCUGGAGGAUGUGAACUAACUGUGGUGCUGCAAGACUUUGUUGCCAGUCACAGCAGUGAACUGAGUAUUCAGGUGGGACAGACUGUGGAGUUACUCGAAAGGCCAAGUGAACGGCCAGGCUGGUGUCUGGUGCGGACCACAGAAAGGAGUCCACCUCAAGAAGGUCUGGUCCCCAGCAGUGCUCUCUGCAUCUCCCAUUCCCGGAGCAGUGUAGAAAUGGACUGCUUCUUCCCAUCAGGAAAAGAUGCCUAUUCCACCUCCUCCAACGAAAAUGGAGCAAAAUCUGAUUCUGUGGCUAACUUGCAGCCCCACACGUCCCUUAAUUCUAUCCAGAGCUCCCCUGGUCCAAAGCGUUCAACCAAUACCCUGAAAAAAUGGCUAACAAGUCCUGUACGCCGCCUGAACAGUGGGAAAGCUGACAGCAACAUCAAAAAACAGAAGAAAGUACGUGAAGGAAGGAAGAGCUUCGACCUAGGUUCCCCCAAGCCUGGAGAUGAAACCACACCUCAGGGAGACAGUGCCGAUGAGAAGAGCAAGAAAGGAUGGGGCGAAGAUGAACCAGAUGAAGAAUCUCAUACACCACUUCCUCCUCCAAUGAAGAUUUUUGAUAAUGAUCCUACACAAGAUGAGAUGUCUUCCUCUUUGCUAGCUUCUCGACAGACCAGCUCUGAUGUCCCAACUGCUGCGGAUCUUGUCAGUGCAAUAGAAAAAUUGGUCAAAAGCAAGCUGACAUUGGAAGGGGGCUCCUACCGAGGAAGCUUAAAGGAUAGUACUGGAUGCUUGAAUGAAAUUGUGACACCUUCAACCCCUCCUUCAAGAAACCUCGAAGAGGAACAAAAGGCCAAAGCUAUGAGAGGCAGGAUGUUUGUUCUAAAUGAACUGAUACAAACAGAGAAAGACUAUGUCAAGGACUUAGGAACUGUGGUGGAGGGAUUUAUGAAAAGAAUAGAAGAAAAAGGUGUUCCUGAAGAUAUGAAAGGGAAAGACAAGAUUGUAUUUGGAAACAUUCACCAGAUCUAUGAUUGGCACAAAGACUUUUUUCUUACUGAACUGGAAAAGUGCCUUCAGGAACAUGACCGUUUAGCACAGCUCUUCAUCAAACAUGAGAGGCGAUUACACAUGUACGUGGUGUACUGUCAAAACAAACCAAAAUCAGAAUAUAUCGUAGCUGAAUGUGGUACAUAUUUUGAGGAAGUGCAACAAGAAAUAAACCAGCGGUUAACUCUCAGCGACUUCUUAAUUAAGCCCAUUCAAAGAAUAACCAAGUAUCAGUUGCUUCUCAAGGACUUCUUGAAAUAUAGUGAAAAGGCUGGAUUGGAUUGCUUGGAAAUAGAGAAAGCUGUAGAUUUGAUGUGCCUUGUUCCUAAACGCUGCAAUGACAUGAUGAAUCUGGGACGACUGCAGGGCUUUGAGGGCAAGCUGGCAGCUCAAGGGAAAUUGUUGCAACAGGAUACAUUCUAUGUAACAGAGCAGGACUCUGGAGGGUUGUCUCGGCCAAAAGAACGCAGAGUUUUCCUCUUUGAGCAAAUAGUCAUCUUUAGUGAACUACUUAGGAAAGGCUCCUUAACACCUGGGUACCUGUUUAAGCGGAGCAUAAAGAUGACAUAUCUAAUACUUGAGGACAAUGUGGACAACGAUCCUUGCAAAUUUGCUCUCAUGAAUCGGGAAACAUCAGAACGGUUCAUAUUGCAAUCUGCCAAUCCUGAAAUCCAACAAGCUUGGGUACAGGAUAUCAGUCAAGUACUUGAUACACAGAGGGACUUCUUAAAUGCAUUACAGUCUCCAAUAGAGUAUCAGCGUAAAGAAAGCAGCAGUUCAGCUGUAAUGAGACCCCAAACCAGCCGGGCACCUCAGCCCAUCACCAGACCCUAUUCCUCAGGACCUGUAGGAUCUGAUAAAACUUCAAAGGCUACAAUGCGCAACCCAUCUCUUCCACCUCUGAAGAUAUCUACCUCCAAUGGUAACACAGUGCAUGAACAGUAUCAGCCUGAGGACAGAUAUGAACAGAGCAAGAAUGACUUGGGUGGGUGCAAUGGAACCUCUUCUAUGGUGGUCGUCAAAGAUUACUAUGCAUUAAAGGAGAAUGAAAUCUGUGUCAACCAGGGUGAAGUGGUCCAAGUACUUGCCAUUAACCAGCAGAACAUGUUCCUUGUGUACCAGCCUGCCAAUGACCACUCACCAGCAGCAGAAGGAUGGAUCCCAGGGAAUAUCUUGGCUCCCCUCACUAAAUCAGCUACAGAUAGUAGCGACGGAAGCAUAAAGAAGUCAUGUUCAUGGCAUACCCUGCGCAUGAGAAAGAGGGCGGAAAAGGAGAGCAGUGGCAAAACGGAAGCCAAUGGCCUACGUAAACCCAAGGAUAUUCUGGGCAACAAAGUCUCUGUUAAAGAGACAAACAGUUCAGAAGAGUCAGAAUGUGAUGACCUUGACCCCAACACUAGCAUGGAGAUCAUCAACCCAAAUUUCAUCCAGGAAGUUGCUCCUGAGUUUCUCGUGCCCUUAGUGGACAUCACUUGCUUGCUUGGAGACACCGUAAUGUUGCAAUGCAAAAUCUGUGGGCGGCCCAAACCAACCAUCACCUGGAAAGGACCGGAUCAAAACAUGCUCGACAAUGACAAUAGCACUUCUGCAAUUACAGUUACCUCCUGUGAAUCAGGUGACAUUACUCUAAAGAUCUGCAACGUGAUGCCUCAGGACAGUGGCAUUUACACUUGUGUGGCCACAAAUGAACUUGGAACAGCAUCCACAUCAGCGACAGUCAAAGUACAAGGGGUUCCAGCUGCCCCAAAUCGGCCUAUUGCUCAGGAAAGAAGUUGCACUUCGGUGAUUCUCCGCUGGCUGCCUCCAUCCAGCACAGGCAACUGUACCAUCUCAGGCUACACAGUCGAGUACAGAGAAGAAGGCUCCCAGAUCUGGCAGCAAUCUGUUGCCUCAACUUUGGACACCUACCUCGUUAUUGAAGACCUCAUGCCUGGCUGUCAGUACCAGUUCCGGGUCAGCGCCAGCAAUCCCUGGGGAAUUAGCUUACCCAGUGAGGCCUCUGAAUUUGUGAAACUCCCAGAAUACGACUCUGCGGCGGAUGGUGCCACCAUUACUUGGAAAGAGAAUUUUGAUUUUGCUUAUACAGAGCUGAAUGAAAUUGGACGGGGGCGAUUUGCUGUCGUAAAGAAAUGUAUUCACAAAGCCACAAGGAAGGAUGUUGCGGUGAAGUUUGUCAAUAAAAAAAUGAAAAAGAAGGAACAGGCAGCCCAUGAAGCAGCCAUGUUGCAACACCUGCAACAUCCUCAGUAUAUCACCAUUCAUGACACUUAUGAGUCACCUUCUUCCUAUAUCUUAGUUUUAGAACUGAUGGAUGAUGGCCGUCUCUUGGAUUAUCUUAUGAAUCAUGAUGAACUCAUGGAAGAAAAAAUAGCUUUUUAUAUAAGAGAUACGAUGGAAGCUUUACAAUAUCUUCACAAUUGUCGAGUUGCUCAUCUGGAUAUAAAGCCAGAAAAUUUGCUGAUUGAUUUACGGAUCCCAGUGCCACGUGUUAAGUUAAUUGACCUUGAAGAUGCCGUUCAAAUCACUGGCCAUUACCAUGUUCAUCACCUGCUUGGAAACCCUGAGUUUGCUGCUCCAGAAGUACUCCAAGGGGCUCCAGUGUCACUGGGCACAGAUAUCUGGAGUCUGGGAGUGCUCACCUACGUCAUGUUGAGUGGCGUUUCUCCCUUUCUGGAUGAAAGCAGGGAGGAGACAUGCAUCAACGUGUGCCGAGUGGAUUUCAGCUUUCCCAAUGAGUACUUUUGCGAUGUAAGCCAUGCUGCCAAAGAUUUCAUCAACGUAAUCCUUCAGGAAGACUUCCGAAGGAGACCUACUGCCGCCACUUGCUUGCAGCACCCAUGGCUGCAGUUUCAUAAUGGCAGCUAUUCCAAAGUACCGCUGGAUACCUCACGGCUGGCUAGUUUCAUCGAACGCCGCAAACACCAGUUUGAUGUGCGCCCCGUUCCGAAUGUUAAGAGUUUCAUUAUGAGCAGAAUGAACCCAGGAACAUAACGCAAUACAACGGUUUCAGUGAUAGU
This is a messenger RNA of Protobothrops mucrosquamatus (brown spotted pit viper), 8954 nucleotides long. It is a transcript of the gene KALRN, whose product is annotated as kalirin RhoGEF kinase. The transcript has 60 exons. Gene Ontology annotation, cellular component: cytoplasm. NCBI's taxonomy places the organism in Eukaryota, Metazoa, Chordata, Lepidosauria, Squamata, Viperidae. Gene Ontology annotation, molecular function: ATP binding; protein binding; protein kinase activity. The record is from RefSeq and is a predicted model, not a curated record. The coding region runs from base 1 to 8928 and encodes 2975 amino acids. Gene Ontology annotation, biological process: protein phosphorylation.